UAAUUAGUGUUGGUAGUACGUUGGUAUCACAGUAUCGUUGUAUCGUGCUAUCUCCAUGCACAGCCGUGUUCAGCUUCUGCGACAAACAGCCACAGCCACACUCCGAGCCAACACUACUAGCCCAGUAAUUAUUUCAGUAAACGCGUUUGCGGCGCAAUUUACGGAACGUCGUCAUUGUGAUCGUCAUCAUUAUUUUGUAAGCGCGUCCGUGGAGGCCCAAUUUCGAGUAGCCCACAACCAGCCAUCGUCAUCAUCCAGCACCGAGUUGUGAGUUUUGUGCGAAUUGAAUUAAGUAAAUUACAGCAGCAGCAACAACAGUCACAGUUAAUAAAAUAAGAAGUUGUGAACAAACAACUGGAGCAUACGCUUUUGGCUGACCAAUUUUAUAACUAGCGGCUACGCAACAAUUUCGGUCAAAGCUUGUAAUUAUUGAGAAUAUUGAUUAGUGCAUUUGUGCUUUUGAAACUCCGUUUUGAUGUGCGAACAAUUUAAUUUGAAAUAGCAGAAAAUGUGUAGAAUGAAUUGUGUGCUUCAGAAUAAAAGUACGCAAAACUAAGAAAAGCAAGUGAAAGAAAAUUGACUCAAAACAGAAGGCAAAAUAAAGGAGUCCGUAAUAAUAACGCCCACUACGACGGCGUACGGGGAGCUAUAAUCAUAGUGCGAAGUUAACAAGUGUAAAGUGUGCCAUAAUGAAGAAGAGCGAAUAAGUGUAAAACUUAAUAAAUAAUAGACGAAAGCAAAGUAAAAUAAAGACACGUGAGAGCAAUGACAUUUAUAAUAAAAAAGAUAAAAAUCAAACGUUUACAGUUUAAAAUAAGACAAGACAAAUACUAAGUGUAUACACUAAACACUUAAGAGAAGAGUGAGACCCCAUAUUAGGCAACUAAUAUAAUUUGUAUAAAAUAUAUAAAAAUGAUUGACGCUGCGUGCAAUUAUUUGAAUCCCUACACAACCGCCUCGCUCGCUGCUGCCGCCGCCACAAUGCCGUCCAUCGGCAGCAAUCAUCAUCACCUCCAACAGCAACAGCAACAGCCCGGUGCUACAUCGUUGUCGGCAGCCGCUGCAGCAGCAGCCACAAUUACACAAACUGCGACACAUUUUUCAACAUUGGCAGGCCAAGUUAGUCACAGCAGCAGCAACAGCAACACACAUCUCGGCGGGUUCGCAACAAGCGCCAGCAAUUUCACUUCACUUUAUGGACAGAAAUCAGCAACAGCCGCAUCAUCAACAGACGCUUGUACGGCACUUGCCAUGAAAAUGGAAAUGCAAUAUCCGCCACAAUCAUCCUCUACCGGCACGGCUUCGCCCAUAUCGAGUCAACAUUCGGGACCUUCAUCGGCGUCUGUUUCGCCAACCAGCAUAUUUCCAUCGCCCGCCCAGUCAUUUGCAUCGAUUUCCUCGAGUCCGCCUGCAUCGGCAACCUCAUCGUCGGUGUCGCCACUUUCCGGCUCACCGACCACCGCCCAAGCGGUGGCUGCACAUGCUAGCGCCGCUGCGGCAGCCGUAGCCGCUGCAUCAAAUACGGAUUUAGGUGCAGCUGCGGCUGCGAGUGCAGCCUAUUCGUGGAACACCUAUUCGGCGGCAGCCGCGUUGCCUGCACGCACACAAUUUCCGUACGCCCAAUACGCCUCGGAUUACUACGGCAACGUAGGCAUGAGUGCUUCGGCCGCAGCCGCCGGCGCCUGGUUCACGCACCAGGAUCGUCUUUAUCAGCCCUGGUCGAGUCAGGCGUAUCCCAGCUUCAACUUUGACGACAUCGCCUUCCAGACACAACUGCAGCGUCGCUCAGUGCGUUGCACAUGUCCCAAUUGUGCUAACGAAAUGUCCGGUUUGCCACCAAUUGUGGGUCCUGAUGAGCGUGGACGCAAACAACAUAUUUGUCAUAUACCCGGCUGUGAGCGUCUCUACGGCAAAGCCUCACAUUUGAAGACACAUUUGCGUUGGCAUACCGGUGAGCGGCCAUUCUUGUGUCUGACCUGCGGCAAGCGCUUUUCGCGGUCAGAUGAGUUACAACGUCAUGGACGUACGCAUACCAAUUAUCGUCCUUAUGCAUGUCCGAUCUGCUCGAAGAAAUUCUCGCGCAGCGAUCACUUGAGCAAGCACAAAAAGACACACUUUAAAGACAAGAAGAGCAAGAAAGCGCUUGCAGCAGAAGCUAAACAGCAAUCAGCCGCAGCAAAGCCAGAGAAAGUCCAGGAUAAUCAACAGGAAAAGACAACGGCGCAUAGCAGCAGUCUAAAUAAUUCCAAAUCUUCGGUUGCAAGUCAGUCUAGUGUUUCGUCCGCCACAAAUAUAAUCACCAACAAUAACAACAAUAAUAGCACGACGAAACCGCUUGCCGCUUCAGUCACAGCCGCGUCCAGACUCGCUGCUCCCACAGCGACGCCAACACAACUGCAAAUGAAGACCGAACAACCAGACGCAAUGAGCGGCUAUAACGCUUAUUCGAAUUUGUACCACCAAAGCACAUCGCUCUUCCAUCAUACGCAUUCGCUUUCUAGCGCUGGCCUCUAUAGCGGCGGUUUGCAACAACAUACCGGCUCACAACAACAGCAACAGUCCGUAACUUCCAAUUCCUCCGUGUCCUUAUCCUCACCCUUGUCGAGCAGCACUUCGUUCGACUUGUGGAACAGCCAUACAAGCAAUCAGCAGCAGCAGCAACAGCAUCAACAACAACAAAUUAGUCGCAGUGCCAUAUUACAGCAACAGUCAAUGCAGGGCAGUCCUGCCAGCAACAACAACAACACAAAUACUGAAACUACCUCAACAGCUGCAACGCCUAACCUCCAGCAACAACAACAACAACAGCCACAACACAUGCAGUCGAGUUUAUCGACCACAGGAACGAGUAGCCAACAUUAUGCCGCGCUUGCAAUGCAAAGUGAGUCCCAAUUGGCCGCCGAGUACGGGCUCACGAUGAGUUCGCCCGGUGACUCUAACGGUUCUAGUUCGCCUGUGAAUCACCACCUACAACACACCACCACAUCACACACAUAUCCUGGUCUGCUGCACAUGAAAUCCGAGUACACCACCUAUCCGGAUUUCAGCGCGAGUGCGGGCUACGCCAGCGCCGGCGCUUUCCACCACCACGCGCACAAUCCUUGGGCGACAGCAGCCGCAUAUCAGCAUUCACAUGCCACCGCCUAAGCACUGAUGUUGACAAAUCAAUCCAUAGAAUCUGAAACGGUUCCAGAUUGCUGCUUAUUAUAUUUAAGUACAUCGAUUGUUUUGUUUUUUAUUUGUUCAAUAUAGUUGAGAUUAUAUGUAUACAAAAUAUCUGCGUUACAAAGUGGCUUUUCGUUGUUGUUGUCUAAGUUUAACUAACAUUAUUAAGGUUUUAUUAUUGUAUAAU
This is a messenger RNA of Zeugodacus cucurbitae (melon fly), 3352 nucleotides long. Its product is annotated as transcription factor btd. Lineage: Eukaryota; Metazoa; Arthropoda; Insecta; Diptera; Tephritidae. Gene Ontology annotation, biological process: regulation of transcription by RNA polymerase II. The transcript is spliced from 2 exons. The record is from RefSeq and is a predicted model, not a curated record. The coding region runs from base 913 to 3147 and encodes 744 amino acids. Gene Ontology annotation, molecular function: DNA-binding transcription factor activity, RNA polymerase II-specific; RNA polymerase II cis-regulatory region sequence-specific DNA binding.